GGCGAGGCCCCGUGGAAAAGGCUGCGCGUCCUCACGGCUUCGUCCAGCCACGGCGCUGCCGCGGCGCCACAGCCCAUGCAGCGGGGCUCUUUGGCGGCAGCGGAGCUGGACACCGGAGGAGGCCGCCCUACGGGGGGGUACGAAGCCCCCGGCCACGGGGCAGCUGCGACUCCGCACGCGGCGACCUGGAGCGCAGAGGACUACGCCCGGCUGGCGCACCAGGUGGCCGCGGCGUCUUGGGCGGCGCAGCCCGGAAAAGUCCAGCAGGCGCCCCCUAGCAGCGCUCCUGAUACCCCCUGCAUCGGCAGCGCAGGCGCGGGCUUUCCCCAGGAUGCUCACCAGGCGGAGACGGCGGGCUUGGUGGACCCCCUCUUCCCCGAGUUCGCUCGGAUCUGCGGGCAGGGGGGCGAGGUCGGUGGGCAGGGCGCCGGCCAGGAGGAGGAGAAGCGGUACGAUCGGUUCCUUCGCCUCCUGCCGGACGGCAGUUUGUCGUCUGACAG
Molecule: messenger RNA, 500 nt
Organism: Prorocentrum cordatum
Lineage: Eukaryota; Dinophyceae; Prorocentrales; Prorocentraceae
Source: the annotation of a GenBank genome assembly